GAGUCUCAUGUUAAGGUCAAAGGCUGAGCUCAAAGGCUCGGAGCCUCAGUGGGAGACCCUGCUGUCUUGACAGUUUCUAGUUAUUGUUCUGAGAGUUCUCCAGUCUUCGUCUUCAUCUGCAAGUGGAUUCCCAUUGUUUCCAUUUUUUUUUGUAAAGAGCAUGCAUCUGGAUCGGUUUAAAUGGUUCAGAUAAUCAACAAGGUCAAACUCAAAACAAGGACGACAGUAAAGGUGUGUUUGAGGCGAGAGGCAUGGCAGGGGUAGCUGGUGGUAUGGGUGGCUCUGGUGGGACAAUCACGACCAUCCGCCUACGGGAUAUUUAUGAUCCCAAAACUCAGCAUCCCAAAACUCCCAUCCGGAUUCGUCCUCCACCUCCACAACAUCCAUCGACUUUGGAGUCAAAACCAGGCUUUUCCCGCGACACGACGGCCAAAACCAGCAUGAGGCGGCGAGCCCAGUCCCUGCCCGGUGGCUCCGUCAGGAGGACCGAGCUGCGAGGAGCACGUGUGCGCUUCAUUGAUGCUCUGGGUCUGGAUUUGGAGGAAAUCAAGGUCUUCAGGGUUCAGGAGCACCCGCUGGUGCCAGAGCAUGUGAUUUUCAGGCUGCUGAUGAACUCUGAAAGGGCUUUUGGAAAACUACCUGAGCUGAAUCUGCCCUAUUUCAAAGCGUGCUUCCCUGAGAACAUGGCCGCCCAGCCAGAAUUCCUACCAAACCUGGUUUCUCGGAAGGUUUGUCUGGAGCAGCUGACAUGUUCGGACCACGGAAUAACUGGCACCAUCCGGGUUCUCAACCUGGCAUAUGAGAAGGAGGUCAAAGUUCUUUACUCCUUCACCAACUGGAGAACGCGCACAGACACAACAGCAUGCUGGGUAAUGAGGGGCCACGAGGGGGACUCCUCCAUCAGCGCUCUGGACACAGACUUGUUCAGGUUCCAUCUACCUGUUCCGCCUUUCAUCCUGCAGCCGGGAGCCGUCCUGGAAUUCGCCGUCAGGUAUCACGUCACAGGACACGAUUACUGGGACAACAACAAUGGCAGCAACUACAAACUGUCGUGCCACAGCUACAAAGUGACUGUGCCAAAAGAGUGCGAGGACAGCUUGCUGCACUUCACUUAAAGAGCCACACGGGGGCGAUGAAGAACACGUUUCAGAAAAUCUCACAACUCUUUCAGCUGCUUCUCACCUGAAAUGUUACUCUUGAAAUGCUAUAAAUGUACAUCAACAUAAAUAUAAGAUUUUGUAAGAAAAAAAUAAUGUUAAAAAAGUCAAUCUGAUCCUAAUAUAGUAUAUAUUUUAUAUCAUAUGGAGGCCUAAAAAUGACAAAAAAAAGUGUAAUGAAAUACAUAAAGGUCAAAAGUGACAUUAAAUAGACAUAAAUGUGACAAAAAUAUUGUCCAUCAAUGUAAACUUUGUUCAGGUAAAAAAAAGAAAUAAAUGAGCAUGUUUUUUA
Messenger RNA from Oryzias latipes (Japanese medaka), 1449 nucleotides. It is a transcript of the gene ppp1r3db, whose product is annotated as protein phosphatase 1, regulatory subunit 3Db. Gene Ontology annotation, biological process: regulation of glycogen biosynthetic process. NCBI's taxonomy places the organism in Eukaryota, Metazoa, Chordata, Actinopteri, Beloniformes, Adrianichthyidae. Gene Ontology annotation, molecular function: glycogen binding; protein phosphatase 1 binding. The record is from RefSeq and is a predicted model, not a curated record. Gene Ontology annotation, cellular component: protein phosphatase type 1 complex.